Aspergillus aculeatinus CBS 121060 is the source of this 1587-nucleotide messenger RNA. RefSeq names its product putative GABA permease. NCBI's taxonomy places the organism in Eukaryota, Fungi, Ascomycota, Eurotiomycetes, Eurotiales, Aspergillaceae. The record is from RefSeq and is a predicted model, not a curated record. The coding region runs from base 1 to 1587 and encodes 528 amino acids. Gene Ontology annotation, cellular component: membrane. Gene Ontology annotation, biological process: transmembrane transport. The transcript is spliced from 7 exons. Gene Ontology annotation, molecular function: transmembrane transporter activity.
AUGGCGGAGAAGUCCCAGAACAUGGACUUCAUGUCUAAGGUUUCACCAGAAGUGGGCGAGGAGCCCUCGCUGGAACAAGGCGAUAUGCAGCUUCUAGCGACACUGGGGUACAAGCAGGAGCUGCGCAGGCAUUAUUCGACCGUACAGGUCUUCGCAAUUGCAUUCAGUAUCAUGGGACUUUUGCCGUCGAUCGCAUCGACCUUAUCGUAUUCCAUUCCUGCUGGACCUGUGGGUAUGGUCUGGGCCGAUCUAGCGUCUGCGAUGCCCACUGCCGGUGGUCUAUACUUCUGGACCCACUAUUUCAGCGGAGAGAAAUGGAAGAAUCCCCUCAGCUUUGUCGUUGGAUACAGCAAUACAAUCGGUCUUGUUGGAGGUGUCUGUUCCAUAGAUUAUGGGUUUGCUACUAUGCUGUUGGCUAUUGUUUCCAUUGCGCGCGAUGGCGAAUGGACUGCUUCCCGUCCCGCCCUUUACGGCACGUAUGUCGCAUGCGUCGUCGUGCACGGCCUGAUUGCCAUCUUCUUUGCGCGCGUGAUGCCCAAAAUCCAGUCUGUUUGCAUCGUCCUCAACGCGGGCCUGGUCUUUGCCACUGCGCUCGCAUUGCCGAUUGGUAAGGCAGUACGCGGCGGGCAGAUCAACUCGGGUGCCUACGUCUUCGGGCAUGCUGAGAAUCUCACCACCUGGCCCGAGGGCUGGAGCUUCAUGAUCGCGUGGUUGUCGCCCAUCUGGACCAUCGGGGCGUUCGACUCCUGUGUCCAUAUGAGUGAGGAGGCCACCCAUGCUGCGCGGGCGGUACCACUGGGGAUUGUCUGGUCCGCGGGCCUGUGUGGUCUGCUGGGAUUUGUCUCGCUGGCGAUAAUGGCAGCUGUGAUCGACGUCGAUCUAACGGCGGUCCUCGACUCCAAGUUCGGACAACCCAUGGCACAGAUCUACUAUGACUCCCUCGGAAAAAGCGGCGCGCUCGGCUUCAUGGUCGUGGUAGCAGUGGUCCAGUUCUUCAUGGGCUUGAGUCUUGUGGUCGCAGCCUCCCGUCAGAGCUGGGCCUUCUCUCGCGACGGCGCCCUCCCUUUCUCCUCCUUCUUCCGCCACGUCAGUAAACGCAUUCGGUUCCAACCCGUCCGGAUGGUCUGCGCCGUGGUCGUGAUCGCCAUCAUCCUUGGUCUGCUCUGUCUGAUCGACAACGCUGCGGCCAGCGCGCUGUUCUCUCUAGCCGUGGCGGGCAACGAUCUCGCCUGGAUGGUCCCGAUCCUGGCCCGGCUCGUCUGGGGCCAAGACCGGUUCUACCCCGGAGAGUUCUAUACGGGCCGGCUGAGCAAGCCCAUUGCAAUCACCGCGAUCGUGUAUCUGGCUUUUGCUAUCGUGCUGAGCAUGUUUCCUACCGAAGGACCAGACCCGACCCCUGCGAAUAUGAAUUACACCAUUGUCAUCAAUGGCACCCUGUGGCUUGGGGCGCUGCUUUACUAUGCGGUCUAUGCGCGAAAGGUGUACAAAGGUCCGCAGACGACCGUGGGGGGGUCAGCUAGUCCGUCCGAGACGAGGCUCCCGCAGGAAGCGGAGGGAGAGAAGGAGAAGAAGGGUAACACUGCUUGA